This is a messenger RNA of Amphiprion ocellaris (clown anemonefish), 3164 nucleotides long. RefSeq lists its product as uncharacterized. NCBI's taxonomy places the organism in Eukaryota, Metazoa, Chordata, Actinopteri, Pomacentridae. The record is from RefSeq and is a predicted model, not a curated record. Bases 153 to 566 code for a protein of 137 amino acids. The transcript has 5 exons.
ACCAUCACACCUCUCUGAGCUUCUUCUCUCUCUGCUGCCUCUUUGUCUCUUCUGUCACAUCCAUCCGUCCAUCCGUCCAUCCGUCCAUCCUCCCCCUCUCUCCCUCUCUGCCUCCCCCCCUCUCUCUCACCCCUCUCCUCUCCAUGUGAAUCAUGUCCAGCUUCAGGUUUGUGUCUCUGCUCGGAGUCUCAGUGCUGCUGCUGCUGCUGCUGGCUGCUGUUUGUGAGGCUCAGUAUUACGGCGACUUCACGCAGGCUCCAGACUACGACUCCGACUACAACGCCACCUUCGAGUACAGCUUCUACAGUAACGCCAGCAGCGAGGACCUGGACAGGUUCAGCGAGCGAUUCAUGGACGAGGAUGAUGAGGAUGGGCGGGAGGAAGAGGACACAGGAGGGCAGCAAGGGCAAGAGGAAGUGACUGUUACCAUGGCAACCACCAGAGGUGUCACUGUGAAGGGCGGUGUUCACGGUCGUAGCGCCGCAUCACCUCCUGUUUCUCUGGAAAUCAAGGCGCUGGUCUCGACUCUGAUAAUCCUGAUGGUUGUGAAUUUACAGCAGCUGUGACACUCACUGUGAGACACACACACACUGAGCAGCUGUCGUCAGGUGUGUGUGCGAUCACCUGACCCAAAGAAGGCGGAGUCACUUUAACCUCAGCAGAGAGUGUUCCCCUCCCCCCUCCUAAACAUGGCUGUCCAGGUGGAUUUCAGCCAAUCACAGAGCAUCUUUACUUCAGCAGUGGAGUUCUGAACUCAUAAAACAGAUGAACUUCAUCACAUGAGGAAUCACAUUUUUAACACCUGAAGGUGGCAGAAAGAUGACAGGACCGUGGUUUGAACAUUUUAUUAUAUCUGCUGGUAAUAAAUAUGAAGUUUAUUUAUACCAAAACUGUAGUCAACCUGUCUUCUAGAAAUGACAUUUAUAUUCAUAACAGCAGGUUAAAACUUUAAACGUUUAUAAUUCAUGAAGAAAUUAUAUUAAUUGAUCUAUUUGUUACUUUGCUAAAACACUGACACCAAAUGUAGUAAAAUAAUUUUUGUUUCCCAUGAACAUACUCAAUCUUGUAGUCAAACAUCCACAAGAUUUCAAGAAUUGUGCAUUUGUUAGAAAUUUGCACCACUGAACAUGAACUGUGUCACGCUUUUAAUUGUUCAUGUUGUGGCCUGUUUUGGAUUUCAAGAUUAAGUUGUGUUUUACUGUUUGUUGUUUUAAUUUUACUUCAAUUAUUUGAGGUAAUUAAGACAAAAAACCUGAGGGAAGGGUCUAUUUAUUAUUCCCUCAGAGAAGAAUUGGGAGUCUGCAACCAGUCAAUGAUUAUUGAUUUUUCAGUGUUCAUAAAAGCCCUUCUUAUUCCCAAAUGACUCAUGUGAAGAUAUAAGUCUUUGUCUUUCCAACAGUAACGAACUCAAACAGUUUAUUUUUGGACUUCAGCGAGCUCCUCCUCCAAACUGGAGAUUCUCCUUCAUGGAGACAGUUCGAGGUGACUUCAGGGCCUGUGUGAAAUUUUAACUAGUAUUUUAACACUCAAAAAAACCCCAAAACCAGAAAAUAUAGUUCCACUGUAACGCAAAAAUGUUGGGUUUUGUAGGUCCUUAGUGGCCAAGAAGACCGACUAAAACUAUGCAGCCACCUUGUUUAACCCACUGAACCCCGAGAAGAUGUUUUUUUGUUCAUGUCACAUUUGAAUUGACUGUGGGCUCAUUUUUCACUGCAGUAUAAAGUUCUGCACCUCUAUGGAAACAGAACAACCAUGAUUGAAUUAGAGAGGACUCAGAAGUCUCUCCUGUGCAGUUUGACACAAUUAUAAUGCCACGAAUAAAAGACAAUAUAGUUUAUUGCUUAUUUAAAAAAAUAAAAAAACUGGAAUCAACUUUUUUUUCCAUCCCCAAAUGUACAGCUUACCAAUACUGGAAAAAUAAAUGUGAACUCAACACAUUAAAGAUUUUACUUCUUAUAUUUUUAAUUAGUUUUCAUACUUGCCUCCUCUCUGCUCUGUGUUAACACUGCCUGCAGUUCAACCGAAUAGUCUCUAAAUUUUAAUCACGUGACUGUUGGUCACAGCUGAGUCACUAAUGGCUUCGCACUUGCACUGGAGAAGCAGAAUUUUUGUUAUUUUACAGAUUCUUGCUGGAGCAAACAAUUUAUUUUAAACAUAUUUUUACAUGAGACAUGUAGAAUAAAGUGAUUUUGAUAAGAUAUCAUAAUUUUAAGGUAAGAUAUGAUUAAUUUUCAUGACAGAAACUUAUCAAAGACAAUUCAAGGAUGCCCUGAAAGUUGAAAAUCUGAAGAUUGUGUCUGUUUUCACAGUUUCUGGCUGAUAAUAGUGUUAUUUUUGUAAUUAAAAAACAAACAAACAAACAAACAAACUUGACUUUCAAACCCACCAGGAAGUUUUGGGUUUCAGAGGGUCAAGCAAAAAUAAAUUAUGGAAAUGUUUUUUUUUUAACUACUAUUAAGGACUGAACUCUAGUUUUGAUAUAAAUAAACUUCCGUACUAUUGAUCAUAAAUAAAGAACAGUAGAAGCCUUUAACGUUAAGGGCUGCUAACAGAUUCUGAUGGUGACGACAUAUUUUUUAUAAAACAAUCCAGAUCCUCUAAACUAAGAGCACAUGAACGUCCUGUUGUGUCUGUAAAUGUGAUUCUCUCUCUGUUAGUUUGCUUUUUAUUUUAUAAACUUCACUUCUCCACAGUUUCUCUUGGAACAUUUUCACAUAUGCAGUCUCACGGUGAAUCAAACACCAGCACUUUUGUCGGCGAGUAGCACUUACAGUAUUUAGUUCUGUUGUUCUGUAGAGAAAAUAAACGCUAAAAUAAAGACACAUCAUAAAGAUGACCGUAAAUGAAACUGGGCAUCAAAAAUCAUUCAGUUUAUAUUUUAAAGCAUUCACUGCCUUGUCCUGUUAAAGCCCAUCAGUUUGUCAGAAAGUGUUAAUAAACAGAUGAAAUUUAAACGUUUAUUUUGAUAUUUUAAAACUGCAAACACGACAACAGCAAGAGAAGAAACAAAGUAAAAACUUUUUAAAAGGGUUUUUAUGCAGUAUAAAGAGAAAAAAACUAAUGAAUGUGACAGGAAAAACUUUUAGAACAAUUUGAACAGAUGUUGUUUAUUAGCUUUAUUGUUUAUAUUUGUUUGUGUUUUGCAAUAAAAGAUAGAAAAAUUA